Molecule: messenger RNA, 1320 nt
Organism: Salvelinus namaycush (lake trout)
Lineage: Eukaryota; Metazoa; Chordata; Actinopteri; Salmoniformes; Salmonidae
Product: terminal nucleotidyltransferase 5A-like
Exons: 2
Coding region: 1-1320 (439 amino acids)
Biological process (GO): mRNA stabilization
Molecular function (GO): poly(A) RNA polymerase activity; RNA binding
Source: RefSeq, a predicted model, not a curated record
AUGGGCGAGAAAGUCGACUCGAGUCGAUCGACUCCGGUGGAAGGCUGUCUGGUGGACGGGGAGAGCAGAAACUUCAGCGUGCUCAAUUGGGAACAAGUGCAGCGCCUGGACGUCAUCCUGGCUGGGUCCAUCCCCAUCCACGGCCGCUGGAACUUCCCCACCCUGGAGAUAAAACCGCGGGACAUCGUCAAAGUGGUCCGGUGUCGCAUGGAGGAGAAACGGAUACAUGUCCGAGAGGUCCGUCUGAACGGUUCCGCGGCCAGCCAUGUUCUACAUGAGGACAGCGGGUUAGGAUGGAAGGAUCUGGACUUGAUAUUCUGUGCUGACCUGAAAGGCGAGAUGGAGUUCCAGACGGUGAAGGAUAUAGUUCUGGGCGCUCUGCUAGACUUCUUACCCGAGGGAGUGAACAAGGACAAGAUAACGCCAGUGACCUUAAAGGAGGCCUAUGUGCAGAAGAUGGUGAAAGUAUGUAAUGACUCAGACCGCUGGAGCCUCAUCUCCCUCUCCAACAACAAAGGCAAGAAUGUGGAGCUCAAGUUUGUGGACUCUCUGCGUCGCCAGUUUGAGUUCAGUGUGGACUCCUUCCAGAUUCGCCUGGACUCCCUUCUCCUCUUCUACGAGUGCUCCGAGCACCCCAUGGCUGACACCUUCCACCCCACCAUCCUGGGAGAAAGUGUCUACGGGGAUUUCCCCGCGGCCCUCGACCAUCUACGCAAACGCCUCAUCUGCACGAGGAACCCUGAGGAGAUUCGUGGUGGUGGUCUUCUGAAAUAUUGCCAUCUGCUGGUCCGGGGUUUCUGCGCCGCUUCCGGAACCGAAAUGAAAAUUCUGCAACGCUACAUGUGCUCCAGGUUCUUCAUAGACUUCCCAGAGCUGGGCGAGCAGAGGAGGAAGCUGGAAUCCUACCUCCAGAACCACUUUGUGGGUCUCGAAGACAGGAAAUACGACUAUCUGGCCACUCUGCAUGGGGUAGUGCAGGAGAGCACAGUGUGCCUGAUGGGCCACGAGAGGAGACAGACACUGGGCCUCAUCUCCUCCCUGGCCCUUCGGGUCCUUGCAGAGCAGAAUGUCAUCCCUAAUACGGCCAACGUCACCUGCUACUACCAGCCUGCCCCUUAUGUGGCCGACAGCAACUUCAGCAACUACUACGUUGCCCAGGUGCAGCCUGUUUACCCUUACUACCCCCCUCCGCAGUACCUCCAUCAACAGUACCCCCAUCAACAGUACCCCCCUCAGCAAUACCCCCCUCAGCAAUACCCCCAUCCACACCAACCGCCUCCCCACCACCCCAUGUACACUGCAUGGAUGCCCUGCAACUGA